Molecule: messenger RNA, 416 nt
Organism: Ipomoea nil (Japanese morning glory)
Lineage: Eukaryota; Viridiplantae; Streptophyta; Magnoliopsida; Solanales; Convolvulaceae
Product: defensin D2-like
Exons: 2
Coding region: 56-298 (80 amino acids)
Biological process (GO): defense response
Source: RefSeq, a predicted model, not a curated record
CUCUUAUUAUAUAAACUACCAAUACAUCUAUCUUCUUUAUCCUCUGCAGCAUAACAUGGCUUCAUCUCUUCGUUCAUUUGCAGCUGCCCUUCUCUUUGUGAUGCUGUUCAUGACCACUGAGCUGGGAAGAAACACAAUAUUGGUGGCGGAGGCGAGGAAAUGCGAAACGCCGAGCUCCAAAUACAAGGGGAUAUGUGGUCGGGACGGCAACUGCGCAUCGGUUUGCAGGACGGAGGGGUUCCCCCACGGCGAUUGCAAAGGGAUUAGGCGCAGCUGCAUCUGCUCUAAGCCUUGCUAAUUCAUCCAUCUAAGCUACCUAUAUACUGGCAGCUGGUAUGUAGUGUAGUGUGUAUGGCUAAAUAAUAAAUAAUGUUACAAAUCCAACGAAUUGAACCAUGGAGUCUUAGCUUCUAUGA